AUGCUGUCGGUGCCGGGCUCCGGAGGGGCCCCUUCGCCGGGCUUCGGCGCCGGCGAGGCCGGGUCGGGCGCGGGCUCCGGAGGCGACUUCCUCACCCGCUACCGGCUGGUGUCGGCCAAGCUGCGGCGGCGCUUCCUGCGCAAGCCCAACGUCUCCGAGGCGGCCGAGCAGUUCGCGGCGCUGGCGCGGGAGCUGCGCGCCCAGGAGAGCCUGCCUUACGCCGCCUGGUGCCAGCUGGCGGUGGCGCGGUGCGCGCAAAGCCUGGGCCACGCGGCGGGCGAGGCGGCGGCGCUGGGCGAGGCGGCGCGCCUGUGGCUGCGGCACGAGCGGGAGCUGCGCCUGCGCCAGGGCCCCGGCCUGGGCCUGGCCGAGCACCUGCCCGCCGCCCAGAGCUGCGUGGCCUUCGGCGCCCGCCUGCGCCUCGAGCUGGGCCAGCCGGCUCUGGCGGCGGGGCUGUGGCUGGAGCUGGGCCACGAGCUGCGCGCCGCCGCCGAGCCCGGCCAGGCCGUGCCGGCUCUCCUGCGCGCCGCCGACCUCCUGGCCGCCGCCCACCUGCCCCUGGAGGCCGUGCGCUGCCUGCGCGACGUCGCCUCCUGCCUGCUGCUGACCAGAGACCACGACGGCGCCCUGGCGGUGCUCACGCAGGCCCAGGGGCUGGCCCAAGGCGGCUCGGGACCCCCCGGACCCUCGGCGUCGGCCGCCUCUUCUCCCGCUAGCCUUCCGCCCGCCGCUUUCCUCGACGAGCUGCUCCACUGCGAGGUGACCCGCGUCCUCCUCCUCCUCUUGCUGCAGCCGCCGCCCUCCAAACUGCUGCCCGAGCACGCCCAGACCCUCGAGAAGUACUCCUGGGAGGCCCUGGAUGCCUCGCCCGGCUACCUGCCGCCCGAGCUUUUCCUGCUGCUCCAGUCCGCCGUCAUGGCCUGCCAGGAGAAAGACCUGGAGGCGCUCAAGGUGCUGCAGAAGGAGCUCUGGCCGCUGCUUACUCCCGAGCAGAACCACCUCUUCCAUUUGGUCGUGCAGGAGACGAUCAGCCCUUCUGGCCAGGGGUUCUGAUCAGUGACUCCUUCCUUUCCAAGCCUGGUGUACCUAAUGUUACAGGGACGUGG
This is a messenger RNA of Euleptes europaea (tarantolino), 1106 nucleotides long. Its product is annotated as 40-kDa huntingtin-associated protein-like. Gene Ontology annotation, molecular function: protein binding. Gene Ontology annotation, cellular component: early endosome. Bases 1 to 1053 code for a protein of 350 amino acids. Lineage: Eukaryota; Metazoa; Chordata; Lepidosauria; Squamata; Sphaerodactylidae. The record is from RefSeq and is a predicted model, not a curated record. The transcript has a single exon. Gene Ontology annotation, biological process: vesicle cytoskeletal trafficking.